Molecule: messenger RNA, 707 nt
Organism: Trematomus bernacchii (emerald rockcod)
Lineage: Eukaryota; Metazoa; Chordata; Actinopteri; Perciformes; Nototheniidae
Gene: cfap126
Product: cilia and flagella associated protein 126
Exons: 5
Coding region: 39-596 (185 amino acids)
Biological process (GO): cilium organization
Cellular component (GO): ciliary basal body
Source: RefSeq, a predicted model, not a curated record
CAAGUCUGGAAAGCAAAGGUCAGUUCGAUUGCGUUGCUAUGCAACGAGUCAACAAAACAAAUGCGGAGGCUCUUACAGAUGCAGACAUGUUCAGUUACUCAGCUAACCAGUAUGACAGUGCCUACAAGCCGCAGAGGCUGCAGAACUGGGGGGAGACAACUAAAGACUUCAAAAAGAGACCCUCUGCACAGGAGGGUCACACCACCUUCAUUGCUAAUAAUAGAGGACAUCUACUCCCAGGAGUGGUAAAGCGUGGCAGUGCAUGGCCAGACUUUAAGGGGACCUGGGAUCUACCGGUCCGUAUCCCGGCCCAGCGGAUCAACCCCACCGGCCGCUCUGUGGAGGGUCUGAGCCGGCUGAAGUCCUGGGGCUUAGACCCAGAGGACACAGGCCCAUCUCAGCCACACAGAGGCAGCAGAAACACGGACAGGCUGGAGGAUGCUGGAGGGCUGGAUGCUGUCGAGCAGUAUAUUAUUUCCUGCUACUCCUGGAUUUCUCUCUGGGCAUCAACGAAGGCUUGUCUUAUCCUUCCUUUCAGAGCAAUGAGGAUGUCCAGCAGGACGAUGGGGCCCUGUCAUCGGAGUAGCCAGCCCUGAAGCACCAUCAUCCUCUAAGCAGACACACAAAGAUGAACAGCAAGAACAGUAACCUUCAUUUAUUUCUAAGUGGAUGGAAAAAAUACAUACAAAAAUAAAUAAUUAUUUGAG